Molecule: messenger RNA, 918 nt
Organism: Stylonychia lemnae
Lineage: Eukaryota; Ciliophora; Spirotrichea; Sporadotrichida; Oxytrichidae
Source: the annotation of a GenBank genome assembly
AUGAAUACUUAUCUGAUGCCAAUCUAAUGCAGAUUAAGGAAAUAGGACAAGCCUAGAACUACUAUUCUUAGCAAUAAUCAUCAACUCAGAGUUGAUUCACUCAUCACAGAUAAUCUAAUUCAGCAAGUAUACUGGCUAUAUGAUAAGCGAUUUCCAAGUGUGGACAAGACUUCAAACUAUGUGAACUAUGACCAAUUUAAAUUGCCAGAUAUAGGAUUAAAAAAGGUUUAAGCCUUUGAAUUACCCCAAAAAUAAGUAUUAAAGACGUCUAGAAAUGAUAGAAUCAAUGGAACAAAUUAGAGCAACAUGAUACUUUUUGGAUUUACUAAUAACAAUCUGAAUCCAGGGAGCAUCAACCUUAUCAAUAUUAAUGGAAGCAUGGUUAACAAUGAAGAUUAAUCUUUAUCUUAAAUAUAGCUGUAGACCUAAGUUGAUCAAGGUAAGCCCUAGAGCAAUAGAUUUAGAAAAGCAUUGAAAGAAGCUAGAGAGAAGUCAACUUUAAUUUUGAAACAGAACUCAAUAAAAAAGUAGUAGGAGUUUGAAAAUAAUUUCUAGACUAUGUAGCAACAAUCUCCUGCAAUAAUACGAAAGUUCAGCAUAAAUAAGGCUAAAUAUGAGAAGAAAAAGUCUACCAUCUAGGAUUAAGCAAUGCCCCAAUAAGAGAUAAUAGUGCAGGAUGAACAAGAAUAUGAAGAUACAGAUGAGGACCCCGAGUAUGAUAAGCAAAAAACUAUUAGAUAUAUUAAAUCAAUGCCUAAGGGUGUUAAUAGAUCUAAUUAAGCUACAACAAGAAUUCCAAAAUAAAUCAGAGUUUAAAAGCAUUUUACAGAUAACCAAAGUAUGAUAGAUGUAAAUGAUUUAAUCACACCUUGGGCUGAGGAUUAAGAUGGUGUAGAUAUGUAUAAUUACGAAUCGUGA